Molecule: messenger RNA, 521 nt
Organism: Perkinsus marinus ATCC 50983
Lineage: Eukaryota; Perkinsozoa; Perkinsida; Perkinsidae
Exons: 1
Source: RefSeq, a predicted model, not a curated record
GUAAAGCACACGUUCAUUGCCCAAAUGAAGGUGAAGCUGAGACCUUUUAUGCUAGCUCAACUAUUUGCGACUUGAAUGCUGUAGAGUCCAUUGGUUAUGAAGCCUUGGAUAUUGGUAGUAUCUCCCCGUUGGUGGUUAGGCCGGAUAAAGGAACACCGCCUACGUCACCAAGCAAGUCGAACAACUUCUUCAGUAAGCUCGUGGAUCUAUCCCAGAGAAGUGAUACUCCUAUGAGUACUGAAAGUGGAAAAGAUGCUCAGACCGGCAACACCCAGGACAAGGUGGGUGAUAUUCAAAGUCAGAUCGAUGAGAUCAAGUCCAAUUUGAGUCGUUUGACUACGAUGGUUGAGGAGGUUUUCCAAGACCGUGGCUCUCGUAAUUGGGUACGUGAAGACUAUCGUGGACGUCCCUAUAAGAAGAGCUGGGGUAAAAGCUAUGGCUCUGAUGACGGUUGGCAUAAGAAGGGUGAUGAUGGUUGCAAUAAGCGCCACUCGAGUGGUAGCUCUGGCAGUCGUUGGUAA